UUUUUUUUUUCGCUCUAUUUUUUAUGAAGCAUGCUAUAAGAGGGUGUGUGUGUGUAUGUGAGGUCUAGUAACAGUAGUGGUACAGCAGCAGAAGCAGCACAGACAGGAUGGUCAGACAUAUGUUGCCCAGUCUCCUGCUACUCUGGUCUCUCAACCAAGAGAUUUAUAUAAAUGGACUGCCAUGCCAUGACCCAAAGGAGCGGUCCUGGAGCAACCAGAACCUUUAUUCUGUCCCACUGGAUUUGGAUGUAAGGCUUAGAAGACUCGACCUGUCCAAUAACUUCAUCAGACAGUUGCACACACUUGGUUUGCCAUACUUGGAGCAGCUGGACCUGAGCAGCAACCAGCUGGAUCUCAUCUCCGAAGGGGUUUUUGAAAACCUGGCUCGACUUGAAGAGCUGAAUUUGUCCAGGAACGCACUAAACAACAACCUUGGCAGAAACAGCAAAGCCCUCCAAUCCAUCAGUAGACUGAAGAGUUUGGACAUAUCCAUGAACAGGCUGAAUGAUGAGGCAGUGGAAUUGUACCUACGCAACAAAUCUUCUCUUGAUCAGCUAAAGAUGACUGGUAAUGCUCUAACAAGGCUUUCACGUAGCAUGUUUAAAGACAAUAACAACCUGAGGACUAUUUCCAUUGACAAUAAUCUGAUAUCAGUGAUAGAACAGGGGACGUUUGAGUCGUUGAGCCGAUUAGAGGUGUUGAAUUUGGCCAAAAAUAAUCUCGCCCACAUCUGUGACUUUAAACUACAUCAAGUCGAACAUCUGAAUCUCAGCAGAAAUUCAAUCGAGUUCUUUGUUACACAUGAAGACGAACGAUUGUACAGGCUUGAGAUUCUUGAUCUGAGCUUCAACAAACUCCUUUACUUUCCAAUUGUUCCAAAGCUGAACCGUUUGAGGUAUCUUCAUUUACAGAAUAACAUGGUUGGUGCCUUGACUUCGGAAGCCGAAAUGGUAUCAGAGGCCAAUUCUCUUUAUGAUGAGAUUGUACAUCAGGAUUAUAUUCCAUUUGCUAAAAAUAAUCUACACUCUACCUGGAGGCUGAUGCCACUGACUUAUAUUGACCUGAGUUAUAACCACUUUAGGACUUUUCCACUGGAAACGCUGAGCCUUCUCUCUAGUUUAGAAAUACUAAAUUUUAGUCAUAACUGUGUCCAAAACAUUGUCUGGAAUAUUAGAAAUGAUAGUGAAUCCAGAUUCAAUCGACAAAUUUUCUUUUCCUCCUUAAAAUACCUCAGCCUGCAGGCCAAUGGACUCACACAUAUUUCCCCUCUGUUUCUCAAGGCGCUCACACAAAUAGAGACACUAAAUCUGCAAGGGAAUUCUCUGCAGCCUUGUGCCCCCGCAGAACAUCCCAUCCUGAAUCCUAACAUCUCCUGUGUUACAUUUGGUAAUUUAAGGAGUCUUAAACAUCUAAAUCUUAGAGAAAAUAAUAUACAGAAGCUUCAUGUAAACAUGUUUCAGAAGACCUCCUUGGUUUCCCUUAACCUUGCAAAAAAUGCACAUAUGGUAAUGCAUGCAGGUGCACUGGAAGAAGUGCAGGGAACUCUUCAGUCCUUGACCAUUAGUGAAAUCAACAUGAGUGGCUCUGAUCUAUCUUUACCCCGUAUGCCUGCACUGACCCACCUCAACAUAUCCAACAACCGCAUAGACACCAUACCAAACAGCUUAAGCUGCUCUCCUCUAACAGAAAUUGACAUUAGAAACAAUAUUUUGGGAUCUUUAAACCACUCUUUGAUUCUUAAUCUAUCUGGACACCUUCAAAUUAUGUACAUUAGUGGUAAUAACUUUAACUGCUGCGACAGUCGAUGGCUGACAACCCUAAAUGAGCUGAAGAUAAAACUGCCUGACAUCAGUAAUGCUGAAUGCUAUACCAGUGAAAACAAUAUUCUGCUGACAGACUACUUGGAAAACCCUUUAAAUUAUUGUUUAUUUCAUACAAAUGCACAGAAAAUCCAUGUUGGACAAAUGUUCAUAAUUAUUUUAUUUGUAGCUGUAACAUUAACAGCACUGAUCAUGUUCAGCAGAAAGUUGUGUUGCACACAAACAUCAUUUGUAGUGUGAUUUUAACCUUUUUUUGUUUUAUUAUUAUUAUUAUUAUUAAUAUUAUUAUUAUUAUUACUAUCAUUAUUGUUUCAUAUCAAUACGGGUUACAUCAAGUGAGUAAAUGGAAUGCACUCAGGGGAGAAGAGUGUACAGUUACUGAAGCGUAACUCCUGUGAGUACCAUUUUACAUAAAGAGAAGUGCAGUUGAAUGGCUGGCUGUUAAGAUUUACAGUUUUACCAGUUUUCUGACGUCAGAGACAACGUGCAGCAAAGACUUUGUAAUCUGGCAUGUGACUGUAUUCUUACUCUACAUAAUUACUGUGAAGAAUAUUCAUCACAUAGUGUGACCUGAACAGAUAAAAUAUUGUGAUUGAAUUUGGCUUUAUUGACUCCCAAGUUGUUUGCUUGCAGUGCAUGACAACUUACUUAACAGGCAGAGAACGCUGCCUAUCUGUCAUUGUGAAAUGUUUGCUUCAUCCUUGGCUCUAAUUUUUAUGGCGCCUGUGAGACCUUGCACAGUGUUUCUUAGGACUGAACAACACAACGUCAAUAAGAAACCUGGUAAGAGUUUCUUUAUACAUGUAUUAGUACAAAUGACAUAUUUCACAGUAGGGGUUUACAAAAGAAGCAUUUUAAUACAGUUUUUUUUUUUUUUUUCAGUUGUUUGUGUUUUGCUGUGCACUUUCUAUAUGUCUGUGAUUUAGUUGGAACAAAUCUAUAUUAACUAUGCCAUCUUUUACACAAUAUAUAAUAAAUAUACUGAAACCAU
This is a messenger RNA of Sphaeramia orbicularis (orbiculate cardinalfish), 2811 nucleotides long. RefSeq names its product transforming growth factor beta activator LRRC32-like. The transcript is spliced from 2 exons. The record is from RefSeq and is a predicted model, not a curated record. Bases 108 to 2060 code for a protein of 650 amino acids. Gene Ontology annotation, molecular function: protein binding. NCBI's taxonomy places the organism in Eukaryota, Metazoa, Chordata, Actinopteri, Kurtiformes, Apogonidae.